This is a messenger RNA of Lineus longissimus, 1256 nucleotides long. RefSeq names its product inositol oxygenase-like. Lineage: Eukaryota; Metazoa; Nemertea; Pilidiophora; Heteronemertea; Lineidae. Gene Ontology annotation, molecular function: inositol oxygenase activity; iron ion binding. The record is from RefSeq and is a predicted model, not a curated record. Gene Ontology annotation, cellular component: cytoplasm. The coding region runs from base 104 to 970 and encodes 288 amino acids. The transcript is spliced from 8 exons. Gene Ontology annotation, biological process: inositol catabolic process.
UUCCCAUUGAUAAGCCACCCGAUAUAAAGCUGACAUUAAGGAUCGACAAACAAAUCGAACCCGAUCGCGAUCUCGCUGGAAAAAGGAAGAAGCAGACGACAGAAUGGCAACCGUUCAGGUUUCGGCACAGCCCAAGAUCACAUUACCAGAACCAGGAGCUCUACCAAAAACGGACAGGAAUGUUGACGAUUUUAGGAACUUUAAGGAUUCGACCUACCAAGAGCGCGUGGAGAGGACGUACAGGCUGAUGCACACAAACCAGACAGUCGACUUCGUCAAGAACAGGCUUGCGUUCUGGAAGACCUUCCACCAUGACGAAAAAACCAUAAUGGAAGCUUGCGAUCUCCUCAAUGAGUUAGUUGACGAAACGGACCCUGAUCUUGGUGUUCCCAAUGCCAUCCACGCCUUCCAAACCGCCGAGAAGAUCCGCGAGGCUCAUCCAGACGAGGACUGGUUUCAUCUGACUGGAUUCAUUCAUGACAUUGGCAAGGUCAUGGCCAUGUGGGGCGAGGAACAGUGGGCCACCUGUGGCGAUACGUACCCAGUUGGCUGCCGACCAUCAGACCAAGUGGCAUUUGGCUUAGAGAGCUUUAAAGACAACCCAGACAUGAAGCAUGAUGUCUUUAGCACAAAAAUGGGGAUGUAUAAAGAAAACUGUGGACUGGAAAAUGUUCUCAUGUCGUGGGGUCAUGAUGAAUACUUUUACCAUGUGUUGAAGAACUCUCCAAGCUGCAGUCUUCCUGAGGAGGCAUUCUACAUGAUCCGGUUCCACUCCUUCUACCCCUGGCACACGGGUGGAGACUAUGACUACCUCGUGAAUGACAAAGACAGGAAGAUGUUACCGUGGAUCAGGGAAUUCAACAAAUUCGACCUCUACUCCAAAUCCGAGACUCUUCCGGACAUGGACGCACUCCGCCCUUACUACCAGUCCUUGAUUGACAAGUACGUUCCCGGCAAGAUCCGUUUCUGAGGUGGUCGCUUCCCAACUGAAAUGACCACGCUGGCCAUCGCACAGCUCCUGCGGGGAUUAAAACUGGUAGAGAGAAGACCUCCGCACUUGUCCGAAGACAUUUUUUUGUAUUCUAGUCCAAGAGUAUGAACUUGACAUAUCAUUCCUUGUAUCCUUAGAUAUCAAAAUUACAGUCCUUAUUGCAACUGUGACAAUCCACAAAAUCUUGAAUGCCGGCCAGAUGUUUGCAUAUUAACAAUGGUAAACAAAUAACACUAAGAAUAAAUGUACAUUUUAAUGUUUAUGA